AUGUCACUACAUCAGAGUGCCGAAGCUGGCAACAAGAAUGAAGUUGCAAGAUUGAUUGGAGAGGGCGCCGACGUUAAUAUACCAGAUCAGUCGAAUAGGUCACCGUUGCAUUAUGCAGCGAUCGGUGGUUAUACAGAGAUUGUGGCAUUGCUGCUGGCCAAGAACGCCACGGUCAACUGCCAGACGAACCGCGGCGCCACACCACUGCACUACGCCAGCAGGAGUGGCAGGAUCGAGUGCGUGGCGCUGCUCCUGGACAAUGGCGCCGACAUCAACUGUCGCGACAACUCCAACGCCACGCCACUGCACGCCGCCAUCACCUGUAAAGAGAACAAGACUGCCCUGGCACUGAUCAACAACUACAACGCCGAUGUCAACGUGCAGAACAAGGAUGGCAGCACGCCCCUACAUCUAGCAGCCUCCCAAGGCUUCCGCGACGUCAUCACCUGUCUCAUCGAGAAGGGUGCCAAGAUCGAUGCUCGCGACAACAAAGGUGACACUGCAUUCUCUACCAUCCCCUUAGUUGAGCCAAGCAAAGAGACAUCAGACGUAUCUGUUGGCAAGACUAUUAGUGGGGACAUUGGAUCAUUGAUGCCAACAUCAACAUCAUCAGAGACAACCAGUGGUGGUCAACAACAGAAUGGUGACACGACGAUGGGCGAGGCCGAUGAGGACAACACACCAACCGCCAGUCUAUACUCUGACAUCACUCUGUUGGUGGAGGGCGGACGCAAGCUUCAGGCCCACAAGUGUAUCCUCGCCGCACGUAGCGCCCACUUUAGAAAGCUGCUAAAGAAGCACACUGGACAGGAGCUAGAGAUCAAGGAUACCUCAUAUGAGCUACUUCAAUCAAUCAUCGAAUGGAUAUAUAAAGACUCUGUCACUGCAAUGAAGCAAUCAGACUAUGUAGACUUGACAUUCUGCAUGCAACUGUUGGCCGCCGCUGAGAGAUACUCGAUCAAACCUUUGGUACAACAGUGCGAGCAGUUUUUGAUUGGCAAUCUGUCGACUACGUCGGUCGGCUCGGUGUGGACUGAGCUCAAGAAGUCGUCGAGCAUCCGUAGUCAGUGCCCCCAGCUGACCAAGCACUGCGCACACCUCCUGUGCAAGAGCUGGAACGUGUUGGGCGUCACCAAGUCAGUCAACGAUAUGACCAAGCAAGAGAUCCUCGAGAUGGUCAGCCUGCUCAACAUCCAGCUCGCCGAACAGGCCGCCGCAGAGAGCGCCGCCAACCAACAGCCAGCCGCCGCCGCUGCCGCCGCCGCACCCGUCGCAGCCGCCCAGACCCCCUCCUCCAAGACCAAGUCGGCCAGCACAAGGAGUCGCGCGUCGACCACUGCCACGCCCCCUCCCAAGGCCUCCUCCACGCCCCAGUCCAAUCGAUCGGCCACCAAGGCGCCACCAUCACCGCCAACCAGCGACAAGAUGGACCAGAAGAACUUGGAGAUCUGUAAAAACAUCACUCAACAGAUACACAAGAAGAAGGCGGCAGAGAUCUUCCACUUCCCCGUCGACCCAGUUGCCUACAACAUCCCCAACUACUUUGACAUUAUCAAACAUCCAAUGGAUCUCAGCACAGUCCAGAAAAAUCUAAACAACAAUCAUUACAAGACUAUUAAGGAAUACGCUGCUGAUAUGAGAUUGAUGUUUGAUAACGCCAUGUUGUUCAAUGCAGAGCAGUCACCAGUGUGGAAGUACUCUAAACAGCUGAUGUCCACAUUUAACAAGUUGUUUGUGGAAACAUUCACGUUUGAGACCAUCCCACCACCCAAGGUCAUAGUCCAGGAGCCUUUGCCUGCCCCGACAGUCGAGGCAGAGAAGAAGAGGAAAUCGACGAUGGAGCCAUCCAAGGCUGAGACUGCCACACCAACCAAGACAGUAGAGGCAUCCACCAAGUCGGAGACUCCUGCCACCAAGAAAUACACCGAUGAGGACAGGAAGUCAUUGAUGGAGAAGAUCAACCAGCUGCCAGAGACUCAAUUGCAGACUAUUUUGGAAAUCAUUGAUCCAAAGGCCAUUAAGACCAAUGAUGAGGGCGCUGAGAUCGAUAUGUAUGAAGUUGGUGAUGCCAAUCUUGCCCAACUCGAGGAGUUUAUCAAUAUGUGCAUGAAGAAACAAAAGACAGAGCAAUAG
Molecule: messenger RNA, 2133 nt
Organism: Acytostelium subglobosum LB1
Lineage: Eukaryota; Evosea; Eumycetozoa; Acytosteliales; Acytosteliaceae
Exons: 7
Coding region: 1-2133 (710 amino acids)
Molecular function (GO): protein binding
Source: RefSeq, a predicted model, not a curated record